Echinococcus granulosus is the source of this 837-nucleotide messenger RNA. RefSeq lists its product as hypothetical. The record is from RefSeq and is a predicted model, not a curated record. NCBI's taxonomy places the organism in Eukaryota, Metazoa, Platyhelminthes, Cestoda, Cyclophyllidea, Taeniidae. The transcript is spliced from 5 exons. Bases 1 to 837 code for a protein of 278 amino acids.
AUGCGUUCAACAAUCGCAUUCAUGAAUUUGAAAUCCUUCUUCACCACAUUUUUACGUCGGCAUUUUCCAAAUGAAACAACCCGGCAUGUCCCUCCUGAAAUGCUCUUAAAAAACGUGUUGAAGGAAAACAAGUGGAAUUUAGGUGACCUUUGCAAACCCACUUCUAUUCUUGACAUGUGCAGUUCUGCUAAAACCCCUCAUUUCAUUGUUUCUCAUGAAGCUUAUUAUCAAUUAGCUUUAGCAUUCGCAUCAAUAGCGACUUGUAAUUUAUCCUCAUCACUGGUGACCCUUUCAGAGCACUCGUCAAUUAUUUGCAUAGAGAUAUGCAAACAACUGGCAGUGGCAUCGUUUCUGCAUUUGCUAAAGGAAAGUGACUUUUUGAUCUUUGCAAACAGUCUAGCGAUGAAAUGGAAGCACAUUACUUUUUCAUAUUAUUCAAAUUCAGAAAGAAUUAGGAUUGGCAAAGUUUGCAUCAAUGGAAUCCUUCCAAGUUUCAAACAAUUAAUAUCAAAGACGAGCUCAGCUUCUUAUAUUCCCCAAAGCGGAUACUUCGCCUAUGAUAAAAUGGGUUAUUAUCCACUCUCGUUUUGUUCUAGUAAACGAGGGUUAUUCUCCGUGAGCUCAUUCUGGCUAAAGUUUAUUUUACAGAUCAUCCUAUUUAAACACGAAGUGUUCACGAUUUUUAAUAAGAAUGUAACAGUGGAAAACGUCAGAAAUGGGAAUUUAUACGUUACUUCAUUGGUUUAUUUUAAAAGCAAAGCAGUCGUAGAGCUGUCACUUACAACACUCAAAAAUAAGCUUCAAAGAGCACAAAUAAAACCACACAAGCGCAAUUAA